CUCCAGCUGACCUUCCGACCUUGUUGGAAAAUAGGGGUGAUAUACGAUUUUUGGACUAAGCGGGAAGAACAUUCUCCUGGUUGAGUUCUUCUGGCUGUUCGAAAGUGGCAGAGGCAGAGAUUUUGAAAGUGAACAUAAAGAGUGACCUCGUUAGUGGGUGACAAAUGAGAGUGUAUCCUGCUCCUAGUUGUACGUGUGAAGGAAACGGACCACUUGUUGAAUUUAGUGGUUUGCUUUCCGUUUCCGUUAGGCCACAGUAGUUUACCACUUCGUUUAGCUGGAUGGUUGUUUGCCCUUAGCCAACUUUGCUAAAAAGGCACAUUUUAUUUGAUGGUGACACUUUUCCUGAUCCUGUAAAAAAAAAGUUCACGCCAGGCGAAAAGUGCGAGACACUGAAAAGGGUAUAUAAAGUACAAUCUCUUAUCCGGGAGAAGAACAUAGGCAAAAGUGAAAAAGAUAUUUUUUUCUUGGUGAGGUGAAGUGGAUAGCAGUGUAGUUCAAAACGCAAAGAAGACAACCUGAGCGACAUAAAUCAGCCAGCCAUUAACGAAUUAAGUGACUAAUUAGAUAAUUUCGACUGCAGCUGCACCGAGAAAGACUCUCAUCGGAAAUGCUUCGUUGAACCUACAUUGAUUUGCAACCGGGAAUCAUCCCGAAGCUAAAAGGACAAGAAAAUCAGGAAAAAGGUCACCGGAAGAAUGGUGUGCGGCGUUGGUUGGAAAAUUAACGGCAGAUAAUUUAAAGAAUAAAUAUAUAUUUAAAGUGUAAGUGACUCAAAAUUAUCGAACAUUUAAAAAUAUUGUUAAUCGCAAAAGAAAACUAGUGAAUUGAACCAAAGAUGAGAUCUGACCUGACAGAUGACAAAAAUAUCCUGCAAAUUGCUGCAGCGGAAAUUGCCGAAUCUUCCGACACAAGUGGAUUCUUCGAAAUCACCAGCAAUGGAUCGAAUGGACAAAGCGGUCAUCGGUCAGAUGAUUUGCUACACCUACCCGUCGAAGAUUACCUGAGCUACCCGAGAGCGACCUCAAGACCAAAGCGAUCCGCACGGCGGCUUCAAACGGAAUCCGCCCUCGAUCCGGACAUGAGCGAUUCCAGCUCGCAAAGUGACGACACCAGUUGCGGUAGUGGCAGUCGUGCUGGUAGCCGCGGUGGCAGCAGCAGUCGGAAUGCCUCAUUGCAGAAUCACCAGCAAGCCGCAGCUGCCGCACGGCGCCGAAAGGGUGCUUUGAAUGCCAAAGAGCGCAACCUGCGGCGGCUAGAAUCCAAUGAACGGGAACGUAUGCGUAUGCACAGCCUUAACGAUGCAUUUCAGUCAUUGAGAGAAGUAAUACCGCACGUUAAGAAAGAACGACGUCUGUCCAAGAUUGAAACGCUCACGUUAGCUAAGAACUACAUCACAGCUCUCACCGACGUUAUCAUUGUAAUGCGCGGCGAAGAGGGCGCUGCUGGUGUUUCGACGAAAACAAAAACAACAACCGCUGUGGUAGCAUUAACACCAACAGCAGUCCCAAUAGCAGCAGCAAACACAGUGCAGAAUCAUUGCAUCGUGAAGGCGGAAGCUGAUUCUCAGCAACAGCGUCAUCAGCACCAUCCCGAUCAAAUUUCGUCCACCAUAUCCGUGCUUGACGUACUGAGCAGCAGUGGUAUCAAUCAACAGAACCAUCACCAUCCUAUCAGCCUCAUCAGUGGUAGUGACGCCCACCAUCACCACAAUAACAACAACAAUAACCUCAGUAUCGCCAAUUUCAACAACAACAACAGCAUCAACCAUAACAACAACAACAAUAGUGCAAGUAGUAUAGACAUUGAAAACAGCUUCUACGAGGAUCCAUUUCAAAUGAUGUAA
Molecule: messenger RNA, 1846 nt
Organism: Topomyia yanbarensis
Lineage: Eukaryota; Metazoa; Arthropoda; Insecta; Diptera; Culicidae
Gene: dimm
Product: protein dimmed
Exons: 5
Coding region: 839-1846 (335 amino acids)
Molecular function (GO): protein dimerization activity
Source: RefSeq, a predicted model, not a curated record